Molecule: messenger RNA, 369 nt
Organism: Triticum turgidum subsp. durum (durum wheat)
Lineage: Eukaryota; Viridiplantae; Streptophyta; Magnoliopsida; Poales; Poaceae
Source: the annotation of a GenBank genome assembly
AUGAACUCACUCAUUGUUGUUCUUUUGAGCAGCCUCCUUGUAGCAGCAGAGUCUUUGCAAUGCCUGUGGAGCCUCUCCCUGGCCGCCGUGGACGUCUACGCGCUUCUUGUGAAGCGCUCCUUCCGGACACCCCGAGCUACCACCAUAUAUUCCACCGGGGACUGGGUCACUGGAGCACUGAGCUUCGCCGCAGCGAGUGGGUCGGCCGCCAUGACCACUCUCAUCAACAACGACCUGCUACUGUGCUCGGAGAACCACUGCCCGACCUUUAUGGCCGCCACCGCCAUGGCUUUCUUGAGCUGGUUCGCCAUCGCGCCAUCCUGUGUCAUUAACCUCUGGGCGGCGGUCUACGCAGUGCAGAGAGCUUAG